Etheostoma spectabile (orangethroat darter) is the source of this 1784-nucleotide messenger RNA. It is a transcript of the gene lcmt1, whose product is annotated as leucine carboxyl methyltransferase 1. Gene Ontology annotation, biological process: C-terminal protein methylation. NCBI's taxonomy places the organism in Eukaryota, Metazoa, Chordata, Actinopteri, Perciformes, Percidae. The coding region runs from base 317 to 1294 and encodes 325 amino acids. Gene Ontology annotation, molecular function: protein C-terminal leucine carboxyl O-methyltransferase activity. The transcript is spliced from 11 exons. The record is from RefSeq and is a predicted model, not a curated record. Gene Ontology annotation, cellular component: cytosol.
AGUGUUUAUCAAAUGGGCGGAAGUGUUACACUUCUUGCAACGAGUUGUUAUUAGGAAAAAUAUUACUCCCUUGUUAAAUUCUGCGUCUUUCCACCCAACUCGUAGUUUGUUUACUAUACACAAAUAGUUGAGCAACCCGACUACGCUUUUAGUUUUCUUCUUCUUUUUCCCCGUUUCGUUUAAUAACCCGCACCUGUCAAAAUAGAGCUAGCCAGUUAGCUUGUUGUAGCUAGCCAGUGUAAAGCAGGUGGACGAGGUUAGGCAGCGCGUACAGUUUUAAUGUUAACUAUAUAACGAUAGAAAAAAAGCAUCAUUAAUGGCGGCUCGGCAACCCUUCACAGACUCGGAUACUGCUGAUGAAGCAGUGAGGGCGACCUGUGACGAUGCAACUAUAUGCAAAAGGUUUGCUACCAGUAAAAGCUACUGGAAGGACCCCUAUAUCCAGUAUUUUGUAAGAUCUGUAGGAGAGCGGAAGGCACCUGAAAUCAAUAGAGGUUACUAUGCCCGCGUUCAAGGAGUUAACCAUCUCCUUGAUGCGUUUAUAAGGAAAACAGAGUGUGACUGUCAAGUAAUCAACCUGGGUGCUGGGCUGGACACCACGUUUUGGAGACUUAAGGAUGAAAACCUCAUGCCACGGAAGUUCUUUGAAGUUGAUUUUCCAACAGUUGUGGCCAGGAAAAUACACUAUAUCAAGACCAAACCACCCCUGUCCAAACCCCUCCUCGAAACCCACUCAACAGACUCCUUACUACUAGAUGCCCACAGCCUUGACUCAGACCGUUACUGUAUCAUUGGAGCAGACCUCAGAGACAUCUCUAAUUUGGAUGAAAAACUGAAGAAGUUCCAGCUUAAUCCAGAAUUACCUACACUGCUCCUGUCUGAGUGUGUGCUGGUCUACAUGACGCCCUCCCAGUCCUCCAAUGUAGUUCACUGGGCUGCAGAAACCUUCCACACCGCCAUGUUCAUCAACUACGAACAGUUGAACAUGAACGAUCGAUUUGGCCAGGUGAUGAUCGAGAACCUGCAGCGUCGCCAGUGCAUCCUGGCAGGAGUGGAGGCCUGCCAGUCUCUGGAAUCUCAGAAGGAGCGGUUCCUUAAGACAGGCUGGGAGCAUGCUGAUGCUCUGGACAUGAUGACGGUCUACAGUAUGCUCCCCCAGGAAGAUGUGGGAAGAAUUGAGCGUCUGGAGUUCCUAGAUGAGAAGGAGCUGUUGCAACAACUGCUUCAACACUACAGCAUCUGCUGGGCCACCAAGGACAAACUCAAUCUGGGUCUGUCACAGUUGGCAUUUUGAUGUGAAACUGCCCCACUGUUGGACAUGCGUUACCUGUAUUUACACCAAAAUGAACAACAGGAGACGAGGUGGGAAAGGAGACAUUGGUAAAGAGGAAGCCUGUAUUCUCCAUGCAGCCCUUGUCGGGGAGCUGUUCCUCUAUGAAAACUCGCGGCAUCAGCAGAUUGUGAUUUGAUAAGCGUCCUUUGUAACCCCAUACAUCUGCAAGAUAAGACAUGAUUAGAUUAAGAACAUUGAAGAGGUGUGUCUUUACACUGGCACUGAGUUACCAACUGUAAAAUAGAUCAAGUGUGUUUGUAUUAACUUGCCUACAGACAUAUUUUGUCUAUAACUACACAAAAGUAUCGUUUCAAAAUCUGCCAACUUGUGUUGGAUAUUAUUGAAUGUACAAUGUUUUCAGAUGUCAUAUAUUUGUCCUUUUCUGGGUUUUAUUUUACUUUUUUUUUUUUUUAAAUUUAUUAAUCAAUUGCACUUCCAGACUCUUUUUCUU